Molecule: messenger RNA, 258 nt
Organism: Aspergillus niger
Lineage: Eukaryota; Fungi; Ascomycota; Eurotiomycetes; Eurotiales; Aspergillaceae
Exons: 3
Coding region: 1-258 (85 amino acids)
Source: RefSeq, a predicted model, not a curated record
AUGGCCGAUGCCACUCCCUAUCGAUCAAAUAGUAGUAUCACUAGGCAGAUGUGGCUUCAUGUGGUUGGGUCGCUGUCAAUGACUGGCUCAAUAAAAACAACUCAGAAGCAAUGGCAUCAGGAGAACCCGGCGGGACCAGAUACGCAAGCCCAGCUUAACGGCCGGAAGUGGGAUAAGGUCACAGUGCCCCUCCUCCGCCCCGAGGAUCAAACGUCUCCCUUACAACUUCCUAUUUCGCAUUAUCUAUUUUCGACAUAA